GUGUAACAAAGUACAUCUAAUAUAAUAAUAUAAAACGAACAACUCUAUAUAGUUGCAGUAAAAGUUGUACAGAAAAUACAGUGAAGAACAAAAUGUUACGUUUAAGUAUUUCAGUUGGACUGUUUAUUUUGUAUGGAACUGUCUUGACAGAGCAAGUAAUGUCUCAUGGCGGAUUACAAUAUUAUGUUUCACCCGUGGCUAAUCAUGCUUCACGAGUCCGAAGAUUUGGUUUCACACUACUAGAUGAGCUACGUCGAAAUUUUUGUCACUCGCAAUGUUGCACAUCUGCAAAUACUAUGCCAUAUAUCUUUAAUCUUAUGUGUGCUACAAAAUGUCCUGAAUUGUAUUUACCACAUCGUACGACAACGGAAAGUAAGUACAAUGGAAAGCAAGAUCAACUUCAGAAAGAUAUAUCAAGUACGACAGCGAAAAUCACAUCAACUACACUAGCAGAUACUACAACUAUUACGCCUCUGCCUGCACAAGGUCCGAACUUAAUGCCCCAGCCAACACCAGAAAUGAGCGCAAUGCCUCAGUCCGGAUCAGGUACAGAUGGAACGUCUCAGAGGUUCGGGCCAAAUUCGAACAGAAUAUCCUCGUUCGGAUCAAGUACAGGUGGAACGUCUCCGACCGGACCAGAUUCGAACACAAAACCUUCGUCUGGAUCAAGUACAGAUGAAAUGUCUUUGACCGAACCAGGUUUGAACAUAACGCCCUAAUUCAGAUCAUCAGAUACAGGUGCAGUACCUCAGUCCGGACCAGACCCGAACCCAGAAUCCAUAAAUGGUUAAAAGUACAAAUAAAAAGCAAAUUAUUACAUCAGAAUAAGAAAAGUUGAUGAUAUGAAUAUAA
Molecule: messenger RNA, 852 nt
Organism: Mycetomoellerius zeteki
Lineage: Eukaryota; Metazoa; Arthropoda; Insecta; Hymenoptera; Formicidae
Exons: 4
Coding region: 93-719 (208 amino acids)
Source: RefSeq, a predicted model, not a curated record